Messenger RNA from Aspergillus pseudotamarii, 665 nucleotides. Its product is annotated as histone H4. The transcript is spliced from 2 exons. Gene Ontology annotation, biological process: nucleosome assembly. The record is from RefSeq and is a predicted model, not a curated record. Lineage: Eukaryota; Fungi; Ascomycota; Eurotiomycetes; Eurotiales; Aspergillaceae. Gene Ontology annotation, cellular component: nucleosome. The coding region runs from base 190 to 558 and encodes 122 amino acids. Gene Ontology annotation, molecular function: DNA binding; structural constituent of chromatin; protein heterodimerization activity.
CGUCGCGUCUAUCGCCCUACAACCCACCGUUACCAUCUAUAUCUCAUCGAUUUCCAUCUCUUUUCAUCCUACUUGAACUUUAGACAACAUGUCUGGACGUAAGUACUUUCCUGUUCUUCUCCUUUAGUCUUCGAAAACUCUCUCAGCGUCGUCGGCAUCCAAGUUGAUGAUGCGCCCCUGGGGCACGUGAUGUCAUGUUAUGGCCUGAGGCAGACAGUGCCUUGUAUCCAAUAUCCCAUCCGCCCUCUGGCUUUCUGCGGUAAAGGUGGUAAGGGUCUCGGGAAAGGUGGCGCCAAGCGUCACCGCAAGAUCUUGCGUGACAACAUCCAGGGUAUCACCAAGCCCGCCAUCCGUCGUCUCGCUCGCCGUGGUGGUGUCAAGCGUAUCUCCGCCAUGAUCUAUGAGGAGACCCGUGGUGUCCUUAAAUCCUUCCUCGAGUCUGUUAUUCGUGAUGCCGUUACCUACACCGAGCACGCCAAGCGUAAGACCGUCACCUCGCUGGACGUGGUCUACGCCCUCAAGCGCCAAGGCCGCACCCUCUACGGUUUCGGUGGCUAAAUGCCCGACCUUCGAUUUCUUUUUGUUUUGUUCCUCGUCCGACGUUUAAUGGCGGUUGUCGCCACACGACCGAUUCUCGCUGGCUCGAAUGGACGGAGGUGCUGAGC